AAAGGGACUUUAUGAAACUUUAAUGGCAGCCAAUAGACAAAAACACUUGAAUAAUUCUGGCCCCUCCUCCCCAUUAGAUCUUCUCCCACCCUCUUUAUGUCCCAAAAUACAGACGCAAACCUGUUGCUCCCAAGCUCAGGAGGCACAUAUAGCUCAGACAACAGAGAGAGUCGGGGGGCAGUGGUUGUGAAGUAGAUACACCACCAAAAAAGAAGGUGGAGAAAAAUCAUCUGUCACUACAAGUGGAUUCCUUCGAAAGGUGAGAGGAAGGAAUUGGAACAUGUUGAGAGAAGUCCUCAAUGGAGCUUGAUGGGUCUGAAAUGAGUUGCUGCCAAGAAAUCUUUCUCCAACUUCAGUGAAACCUUAUGUGACUGUAGGUGGAAAAUUGGCAUGGAAGGCGGCAGAUAUCUCUGACACACUUUGAGAAGGAAUGAGCACAAAGUGAAACAUAUUCAGCCACGAACUCAAUUUAUUUUAAGGACGUGAACCAGAGAAUCAAGUGACAUACAAGAGAAGGUUUGAAGCUCCAUAUUGACCACCCCAUUGCUCAUUUGAUCUGAAAUCAAGGGGUGGUGAAGGACGCUAAAACAGCCAUGGAUGAAGCUAGAGAUGUUGGUCAAGAGGCGAUGGUAAGUGAGGCUCUUGUUCAGUUCAAGGCCACCUUACAAGCUGCUGUGAAGGAGGUACACGUGGAUGUAAGUGUUUUCAAGCAGCGUAUCGAGAAGAGGAUCGAGGACCUGUGCAUUUCCAACAGACCCUUGGCCGAUGUGGUGACCAGGCUGCAGGAGGAGAACCUGCAGCUCAGGGCCAAGCUGGAGGCCCUCACCCGCUUGGUGGAGGGUCUUGCUGGGGUGCAGAUCGACAGAAGUGCUGCUGAAGUGAAGAUGAAGAGUGAGGAAAAUGUCAUAGAGAAUGGACAUGUACAGAUAGAAUCCAAGACCCAGGAGGACCAGAGGGGACUGAUUAACUCUGGAAGAUCAGAAAGCAUCCAGUCCAUUCAGUCCAUUUCCACGAUCUCUGAGCCAUCAGAGUCCAGUGGAGGCUCAAGCCAUGCUGCUGCUGCUGCUGCUGUUGCCACUGCUGCUGCUGCCACUCCCAACAACACCCCAAUCCUUCCUCCAUGGAGAGUAAAGAGACAUGCUGAGCUUAAUGGCACUGAUGCAAAAGGAGAGAAAAAUGUCAUCACAACUGUCCAAGAGAAUCACAGACAAGAACCUGAAGAACCGGGUCUGAACAAACCCCAUCUUCCUCUCACUGCAAUAAUGAAGCCCAACACUGAAGCUCCAGCUGUUCCUGAAGAAUCUCCAUUAAAGUCAGUGGAGUCUCCUGCUAAAUAUGAUGCUGAUGAACCUCAGCCUCACCUGCCCGUCACUGCCAUGACAAUUAAACUCAGUUCGGAUGCUGUUCUUGCUGCCAAAGUUGCUUCGUCUCCAGCGUUAACCCCUAAAGCAGACAGUCUCUGUUCAGCAGGAGAAGCAGGAAAAUAUCCUUUUGCAAGAGAUACAACUGGAGCAAAGAAUCUGAGGUCCCAGGUUUCUCAGGAUCAGUCGGGUUCUGAGUCUCAAGCUUUGCCACAUCUUCCCCUCACAGCCGUAACUAAAAACUCUGAUGCUCCUGCAGCACCUAAACCUGACCAGAGUCCUGUUGCAGCACUGAACCCUUUGAUACCAGAAUCUCCGAUGAUAAAGCGAGGCGAAUAUCCCUUCAGAUGUGACAUCAGUGAAUCCAAACCUCACCUGCCUCUGUCUGCCCCGACCAAACCCAACACCGAGUCCUCACUGUCAGCUGCACCAGCUCAGCCUUCGAGUCUUUCAGCAUCACGGGAUCCUGCAGUGAAACCUGGUGAAUAUCCUUUUAAGAGAGUCCCAGUUCUGAAGACUCCUAGUCCCAGUCUGAAGAGAAGUGUCAGCUUCCCUCAAUCUGCAGAAAAAUUACUUCCCUCCAAGUCAAUCAUAAAAUCUGGUUUCUCACCUAGUUUGGACAAGAAGGUGAACAAGCCAACGGGGGUUGAGUUUAAGCCAGAUCUCAUGAAAUCGCAAACGUAUCCUCGAUCCAACGGGGCUCAAGCCAAAAGGGCCAUGUUUGAAAGGAUGAGCUCCGAACCUACAAAGCCAAAGGACUCAAAGCCAAAACUGAAACACUCUCAGAGUUUUGGAGUUUCCAGUGCCAGCGGCAUAAAACAGAUUCUUUUGGAGUGGUGUCGCUCAAAAACCAUUGGCUAUCAGAAUAUCGAUAUCCAGAACUUCUCGUCCAGCUGGAGUGAUGGGAUGGCGUUCUGUGCUCUGGUCCACUCGUUCUUCCCUCUAGAGUUUGACUACAACGGUUUGAACCCUGCGAACCGCAAACACAACUUGAGCCUGGCCUUCACCAUGGCAGAGCAGCAGGCCGACUGUCUACGUCUGAUUGAGGUGGAGGACAUGUUGGAGAUGGGAGACAAGCCAGACCCAAUGUGUGUGUUUACAUAUGUCCAGUCGCUCUACAACCACCUGAAGAAGUUUGAAUAACUCUGUAUAAGAGUAGACGCCAAAGUCUAGAUGUUAUCAGAAAAAGGACAGUUUUCUCUACCAGACUAUAAAUGAUGAUUAUACUGUUUGUGUGAAUUCAUCAGAUUUAUUAGCAUUUACAGCAAACUACUGAUUCUUAAAAUGCAGCUUCUUCUUACAUGUACUGUCGUGUGUGUACAGCUCUAAUGUUGCUCAAUGAGUAUUUAACAAUGAACAAUAUUUUAAUAUAUGAUGAUGAUGAAGGCACGCUGCAGAGUAACAGCGUAAGGGUCAUUCCAGAAUUGGAGGACAUUUGGGCUUCAAAAAUUUUGAAAAAUUAACCUUGUCUUACAGUUUUCUGCUACAUAUUCAUGAAUAAUAGGUAAUAAACUAUCAAAGGCU
This is a messenger RNA of Acanthochromis polyacanthus (spiny chromis), 2885 nucleotides long. RefSeq names its product smoothelin-like protein 2. The record is from RefSeq and is a predicted model, not a curated record. Gene Ontology annotation, molecular function: protein binding. Lineage: Eukaryota; Metazoa; Chordata; Actinopteri; Pomacentridae. The coding region runs from base 594 to 2504 and encodes 636 amino acids. The transcript has 13 exons. Gene Ontology annotation, biological process: actin cytoskeleton organization. Gene Ontology annotation, cellular component: microtubule organizing center; filamentous actin.